GAAAUUGAUUCAUUUCGUGUGACUGUUGUAUGCUUUUAGAAUGGUUCAAUACGAUCAACUAGUAACAAUGUUAAGUAUGUUGGGGGAAGACGUAAACUGUUUGCAUGCAAUUCAUACAUGGAUUUGAAUGAAUUUAAACAUUUUAUAUGCUCUAGGAUUGGCAUUGACACUAAAAGAAGUACUGUCAAUUUAAGUUUUAAGUACAAUCUUAGUGGAGAUUUGUUAGCUUUUCCGCUUGAGGAUGAGGAGGCUAUAGAUGCAAUGUGGGUAUAUUCAAGGUCUACCCUUAGUCCUUCUUUAGAGUUAUAUGUAGAAGAGGUACCCCUAGGGAAUGAAGAUAUCAAUGUUGUGGAAACAAAUGCAUUCAUGAAUAUAACUCCUUCUGCUCCUUCUGCAUUCAUGAAUAUGAGAGAGAUGAAAUGCACUUGUAACAAACCCUCCAUAUAUCACUUACCUUGUUCUCAUGUUCUUGCCGUAUGUAUUAAACGACACUUAUCCUACGAGCGUUUUGUGGACUCCUGCUACACGACCCAGAGCUAUGUCAACACAUAUGAAUCCAUAUUCUUGCCGUUGAUUGAUAAGAGGUCAUGGCCUCAAUACACCGGUGUUGAUGCGCCAUGGGAGGUCAUCUCCGGGUACAGCUGGGGUUCGGCAGCCCUAGCGUAUCUGUACAGGAGACUUUGUGAAGCUUCACGGAAGAACGUGAAGGAGAUCGCUGGGCCCCUGAUUAUUCUACAACUUUGGGCAUGGGAGCAUGUUCUCAUUGGUCAACCGAUGAGGAGUGUGGGACGUGGUGCAUUUGCGCCACCACUGCUUCCUCCCCCGCAUGUGCCAUAUGGAUCGCGGUGGUCCUUUGAAAGACGAACAAGGACCCACACUGGAUCGGGCGUGGGGUUCUACCGUGAUCAACUCGAUCUACUACGUGCUGACCAGUUUCUAUGGGACCCUUACCCCCCUGAGGCAUACGCUGCAUUGCCUCAGCACUCGGGCAUAAUGUCAGGGGCGUGGAGAGCAUCUGUACCUCUGCUCUGCUUCGACAUAGUCGAAGUGCAUCUCCCUGAACGCGUAUUGCGCCAAUUUGGGAUGGUACAGGGCAUCCUGCCUCCAUGUGACACAGAAGCGGAGUUCCACCACUCUCGCAAGGGUCGGGAACCCAAGAACUGGCUAGAGGUCAACUGGCGCCAUGUCGCUCGUUGGGAGCACAGGCUAGAGCUGCUGGCCCAAGGUGCGCCGAUCGACGCUGAAGGCGCACCUACUACGGCGGAUUACAUGCCGUGGUUCCUCUCCAUUACUCGUCAAUGGAUGACACCACGAGGUAUCAUGGCGGCAGCCCAGUACACUCCCGCAGCAUCGACGUUGACACACUUUGCACAGGGCAUUGCAUCAGUCAUCAGCUCCUCCCAAGAGGAGCCCGUACGGGAGAUUGCCCAAGGCUUACUCCGAGGGACGCAGUUUCAACAAUUCAUUAUGGAAUUGACUGCGCCCGACACCACUAUGUACGAGUGCGGUUCAUCUCCUCAUCAUGCCGAUGUUCAUCUUGAGGAGGUUGACUUAACGUGCCCGGACUACGGUGCCGGGUCCUCACAGGGUGCCACAUCAUCACACUAUCAUUCCCCUCCCCUACCCGAGCGUCAUGCGACUGCAUCUUACUAUCGUAGGAGGCGUCGUAAACCGUCACAAUUAGACAGGGUACAGGAGGAGGAUUAGCAUUACAAUAGUGUU
Amaranthus tricolor (Joseph's coat) is the source of this 1722-nucleotide messenger RNA. Its product is annotated as serine/threonine-protein phosphatase 7 long form homolog. The record is from RefSeq and is a predicted model, not a curated record. NCBI's taxonomy places the organism in Eukaryota, Viridiplantae, Streptophyta, Magnoliopsida, Caryophyllales, Amaranthaceae. The transcript is spliced from 4 exons. Gene Ontology annotation, biological process: meristem development; meristem maintenance. Gene Ontology annotation, molecular function: zinc ion binding. The coding region runs from base 118 to 1707 and encodes 529 amino acids.